CCCCCCGCCCCCCCGCGGCUAUAAGGGCCGCCGCCGCCGCGCGGAUCCCGGGACGGGGCAGUGCCGCCCGCCGCUGCGGAGCCUCCGCCGGGGCCAGCGCCGUUUCCCCCGCCCCUCGGCGCGGGGGCGCGGAUCCGGCCUGCGCGGGGCCGGCGGAGAGGAGCCAGGGGAGGCGCAGGGAGCAGCGGCGGCGGCGCGCUGGCCAUGGCAGCAGCAGCCCGCGGGCGGAGAGGCAGCAGCCGCGGGCCGCCGCUGUGAUUGGCACCGCGAGGAGGAGGAGGAGGAAGGCGCGGGGCAGCCGCGGGGCCCGCCAUCCCUCCGCGGCGGCCGUGCGGCGGCGGCGGCGCCCGGGAGGAUGCCGGGGAAGACGGGCUCGGCGGGCGGCGGCGAGCUCCCGGGGGCCGGCGCGCAGCGGCAGAAGAAGAGGAGGAGGAAGGUGUCCUGCUUCUCCAGCAUCCAGCUCUUCCUGGUGUCCGAGUGCGCCCUGAUGCUGGCCCAGGGCACCGUGGGAGCCUACCUGGUGAGUGUUUUAACCACGUUAGAGCGGCGAUUCAACCUUCAGAGUGCUGACGUGGGAGUCAUCGCUAGCAGCUUCGAGAUUGGGAACCUGGCCCUCAUCCUCUUCGUGAGCUACUUUGGAGCCCGAGGACACAGGCCACGCUUGAUAGGAUGCGGCGGGAUAGUCAUGGCCUUGGGCGCCCUUCUUUCUGCGCUGCCUGAAUUUCUGACCCACCAGUACGAGUACGAAUCGGGGGAGAUACGCUGGGGGGCUGAAGGGAGGGAUGUGUGUGCUGCCAACGGGUCCACCAGCGACGAGGGACCAGACCCGGACCUUAUCUGCAGGAAUAGGACUGCUACCAACAUGAUGUACUUGCUGCUCAUUGGAGCACAGGUCCUCCUAGGCAUUGGUGCUACCCCUGUCCAGCCCCUGGGAGUUUCCUACAUCGAUGACCAUGUGAGGCGGAAAGAUUCCUCUCUGUAUAUAGGGAUCCUGUUUACGAUGCUGGUAUUUGGACCAGCCUGUGGAUUUAUCUUGGGCUCCUUCUGUACCAAAAUCUAUGUGGAUGCUGUCUUCAUUGACACAAGUAAGCUGGACAUCACCCCGGACGACCCUCGGUGGAUCGGCGCGUGGUGGGGAGGCUUCCUGCUCUGUGGUGCCUUACUCUUCUUCUCGUCCCUCCCGAUGUUUGGGUUCCCGCAGUCCUUGUCCCCACGGCCAGAGCACGCGGUGGAGAGCGAGCAGGCCAUGCUCCCGGAGCGGGACUACGAGAGGCCCAAGCCGAGCAACGGGGUCCUGCGGCACUCGCUGGACGCCGAGAACAGCACGUCCUGCUUCCAGCAGUUGCGAGUGAUCCCCAAAGUAACCAAGCACUUGCUCUCCAACCCCGUCUUCACCUGCAUCAUCCUGGCAGCAUGCAUGGAGAUCGCCGUGGUGGCUGGUUUCGCCGCCUUCCUGGGGAAAUACCUGGAGCAGCAGUUCAACCUCACCACUUCAUCUGCCAACCAGCUCCUGGGGAUGACAGCAAUCCCAUGCGCAUGUCUGGGCAUAUUCCUGGGUGGCCUCUUGGUGAAGAAGCUCAGCCUGUCCGCUCUGGGAGCUAUCAGGAUGGCCAUGCUGGUGAACCUGGUGUCCACAGCUUGCUACGUGUCUUUCCUGUUCCUGGGCUGUGACACCGGGCCUGUUGCGGGGGUUACUGUUCCCUAUGGAAACAACUCCACUCCGACCUCACCUCUAGACCCAUAUGCCCCCUGCAAUAACAACUGUGAAUGCCAAACCGAUUCCUUCACGCCCGUCUGUGGGGCAGACGGGAUCACCUACUUAUCUGCCUGUUUUGCUGGCUGCAGCAGCACGAAUCUCAGCGGCUGUUCGUGCCUCAGCUCGCUCCCAGCUGAAAACGCUACAGUCGUUCCUGGAAAAUGCCCCAGUCCCGGCUGCGAAGAGGCCUUCCUGACAUUCCUCUGUGUGAUGUGCGUUUGCAGCAUGAUCGGGGCCAUGGCGCAGACGCCGUCGGUUAUCAUACUCAUCAGAACCGUGAGCCCCGAACUCAAGUCUUAUGCUUUGGGGGUGCUUUUCCUGCUUCUUCGUUUGUUAGGUUUUAUCCCACCUCCGCUGAUCUUUGGGGCUGGAAUUGAUUCCACGUGUCUGUUCUGGAGCACGUUUUGUGGUGAGCAAGGAGCCUGUGCGCUGUAUGACAAUGUGGUCUAUAGAUACCUGUAUGUUAGUAUUGCUAUAGCCCUGAAGUCUUUUGCAUUCAUCUUGUAUACAACCACCUGGCAGUGCUUGAGGAAAAACUAUAAGAGAUACAUCAAGAACCACGAAGGUGGUCUCAGCACUAGUGAGUUUUUUGCCUCUACUCUCACCCUAGACAAUCUGGGGCGGGACUCGGUGCCCCAAAAUCAGUCGCACAGGACAAAAUUUAUCUAUAACCUUGAAGAUCACGAGUGGUGUGAAAAUAUGGAGUCUGUUUUAUAGUGACUAUGGAUGGAUGAACUACAUUAAAAAUGUAAGGGUCCUUUUUAAAGAAAACAAAAAGAGAGAGCAAGAAUGAAGAUAUCUAAUUGCAAAACAACAACGGCAACACAGGAAACUUGUCUUUUUCUCAAAAUCAGAUCCAGCCAGGAUUCAGAGCAACCACCUCUUUUAAUGGGAUCACUUUUGAAAUCCUGUGGGGGUGAUGGAGGAAACGCAACACUGCUAUGGCUGGGUACCAGCCCAUUUGAUGAUAGUAUAAUCUUCCAAGACAGAAACAGCUGGAGAGCAUCAGCAGCUGCAGAGGUUCAUCGGAGAGCUCAGCAAAUGGACAGGCUCGGGCAUGAGGCAUGAAGGAGGAAGAUGAUAAAGGCAAUGGCAGAAUGGAUGUUAGCAACGCUGCAUGCCCUGGGGAUACGUGCAGCCCCGUUACUUCUGCAAUAUGGGCUAACGGGUUAGCUGGUCUGGGCGCUGCUCGAACCCAGUGCGCGCUCUCAGUGAUGGCAAGGGUACUAGAGUCGUUCAACCAGUCACACUGUCACCAGCCAUGAGUCCGCGUUAAAUACCUUGAAAGCUGCUGGAAACCCUCCAGGCAGCGAGCAAUGCGGUCAGAGUUAUCAAAAUCCUUCCAGCCAAGGCGUAUUCGCAGAUCGCAGCUUCUUGGUUGUCUGUGAAUAGCUGUGCUCAGAUCUUUCAGACCCAGUAAAGUUCAAGACAUUUGCUCACACUUGCCAAAUGUGCUGUCAUUUUUAAAGGGGGAUGAAUUCCAAAUAUUUGUCUGUGUAGUCCUCUAGUAAGAUUUUUUUUAAUUAUUUUCAAGUUUAUGUUAACCCUUAAAUCGCUGACACUUUUCCAGAGGGGGGAUUUAUUUAUGCUAGUUUGGGGAAGAGUCCUGUUUAAUUCACCCAAACAUAAUGUGACUCAAGGGGUUUGUUUAAUCCUCUGCGUUUUUUAUCCAUACGCCUUCAUUCUAAUAUGCUACCAAGCCAAUGAGGACACAUACUAUGUUUUUAAAAAAGAGAGCGAAUGCACUGUGUCUCUAUAAAAAUAAUUGCCAGUUGGAGAAUUAUAGAUAAUAUGAUGAUUUACAUAAUAUAGUUUUUUCAUAUUGUAUGUGACUCAGUAAAUAUAUAUAUAUAUGGAGAGACUGUUUAUGUUCUCUUCAGUUUUUAAAGAUAGAUAUAUAUAUAUAAUUUGCAAUCUAGAAAUUAUGUGGUGGACGUUUUCUUUAAAGUAAGUGUGUGUGUGUGUGUGGGUGUGUGUUUGGGUGUGUGUACAAGAUGAAGGGAAUACUGACCUUAAACCUGCAACUCGCAACUGAUAUUUUUUCACCUGAGAAAUUCCACUAACUUCAAUGGAAGCCUUGUGAAGAAAGCAGAAUAAACUUUCUACCCAGAGGCUAUGUUUUGCCCUAAGAUUUGCAGAUAGCAUUUCCAGGGAAGACUGGGUUAUAGGAGCAAAGGUUGGCCAGCAUUGAGCACCUCUGAAAUUUUCAUACAAAUUCUCAAGAUGUACCCACAUAGGAGUAGAUUUGGCUUUGCCUUUGCAAUUGCAGUCUUUACCCAUGCUGCCAAAAUCAAGGGGAAACUUUCAUCUGAUUUCAGGAAGCAUUGGCUCAGGCUUAAAUUGCAUGUAUAUUUUUCUUUUCUGAAAAAUUCCUCCUGGUAAGCAAUACAAAGUGGUUGCAUUUGAUGAGUCUUCUCCAGUCAGAAAUGGAAAGCAGACACAUUGCCAAUGGAGUAAAUGUCAGAAGGGUUUUAAGGGUUAGCAUCGUUAAUCGGAAAGCUCCUUCUUUGUUUGUAUUUUGAAGCUGUUGUGAACUUGCAGACGUUUGGAGAUAUAACCUGGCAUGUCAAACCGAAUGCUGGACGUAGCUUCCAUGCAGCUGGUGGAGUAGUUGGUCUUUGCCCAGAGUCCUUGUCCGUUGCUGGCAGUGGACACACCACAGUCGGCACAAUUACAGAGGGUUGAUAACUUGCCGCUCAUGUUCAAUACCUUUUUAGCAAAAUUUGCUCUUAUCUUGCCAUUUAAAUAUGUGGAGGGAGGGAGGAUAUCAAACUGCUUCCAGCUGACUGACUUUACAUGAAUGUUUGUAAUUUAUGAACAGCAUUAGAUGUUCAGCAACAAUAAGGGCAAAGAAAGGUAUAUCAAAUAAACUCCACUGUGCCAAAUACUUGACGAAUAUUGUAAGUGUAGAUGUUUGAUUCUUGGUUUGGAGCCAUGUUAAGAAUCAUUUGAUUAAUGAAGGCGUUAAAAAAAAAUUAUAAAGCUAUGCAGUGCCAUUGUUAUGCUGGAUAGUAAAUGAUGCUUUUUAGGCCAUUAGAUUGGUUUAGUAUAUAGAGAUACUGCAUCCAUAAAACAAUGGAUUUAGAAAGGCACAGGGUGUAUAGCUGUCUCAUAAAAUAUGUAUAAUUGUCAAGUAUCAGCCUUGGAAAUCAUUCUGUACAGUUUUCUUCAUUCUGAAAAUUUAUUACUUAGACUACUGUUUUUUCAAAUGUUAGUUCAUAAUUUUAUACCACACACACACACACACACACAUUCAGACAGAACAUAAAUGUCACAGAAGAGAACCCUCUCAAAGCCUGAUUGCUUGAAUUUCUAUAACCCCUUCCGCAAUUUCAUUUUUUCACCUCUGAAAGUCCAAGGUGAAUGAAAGUAACAUGCUGACAUGAUGCCAAACAAACUCCAAGUAUUCAAGAACUGUGGUUUGUCAGUGCAGUCAAAAAUCUCCCUUAACCAGAGUUAGAGAAACUGGAUUCCAAAGCACUUCACACUUUCAUUUUUAUUUUUUCCUUUUUUUAAUUUAAUCUAUUCUAUUGGUAUUAUGGGAGAUGCACUUGCAUGGGGUUACUUUCAUUGUUUUAUGCUGUUUCUUAAAAUAUUUGCACGAUUGUUGUUUUAUUUCUUCCAAUAAUAUGACCUGUGAAAAGCUCUCUCCCCUUCCCAUUCCUUUCUUCUUUCUUUUUAAGGAUGUAUCAGAAACCUGCCUCAUGAAGAGCUUUACUGUCCAUGCUUUGGUACAGAUUCGAGCAAAAUUUUAUUUCAAACGAAACAUGCAAACAAAAACUUCAUCCAUCCUAGUGGGCUCUUUGUUAUUCUCAAUUCAAAACCACAAGCUAAUUUUGCCUGCAUCCCAAUUUUUGUUAUAGAAUAAUGAGUGAAUAGUCUUAGACGUCCUGCUGCUUCCCAAAAUACAAUGGGCCUUAGCCUCUGAGCACUUCACUUCCAUCCCGCAACUGCCUUAACCAUGCAGGAGUCUUAAUAGCAAGAAUGGAGUUAGAAAAAUGCCCAUUCCUGGAAACAGAAGUAGCCGCAUUGUCUGUGUAGUUGAGAUGCAAAAUUGGAAGUUUUCCUCUAUAGUCAGGGGCACUGAGGUUCAGAGUUUUUUUGAGGUCUCAACAGAAAUGUUAUUUUGACAUCUCUGAGCACCAUGUUCCCUGCAUGGCUGUCUGCUAAGGAAUGGGAUGUUGGAAAUUAAAACUACUUGAGCUUUAGCAGACUCUAAGGGAUUGUCCAGCUGCCUUGCAUGACUUCAGAUUGGGGUUUCCCUUCCCUUGCACAGAUAUAACCUAGCGGUAGCCCCAAGGGAAUCAGAAGGGACCCCCAAUCUAAAAUUGGUGCAAAUAACACUAGAAUGAGUCCCAUUGUUGUUGGGUUUUGUUUUGUUUUGUUUUACAUCCUCAUUAAACAAGAAGAUGCAUUUUCAGAACCUACUUUUUAUAUAUGUUGAAAUCAUACAUCUUUCUAUCUUUGCCCUGAGCAUCUUGGAUGUAUAAUGAGACUAAAAAGUCCAUCACUUGAAUUAUCUAGAUAAAUCCUCUAUUCCUUAGGAAUUCAACUAGAAGGGCUUCACACUGCCAAACACCUGGAAAAGGCAUUGAACUACUCAGUGCUACCAUUACUAAUGUGAGUUGGGUCUCACCUUGCUGGGAAGGUGGAAAGGGAAAGAUGCAGAAAGAAAUUAGCUUCAAUUAGCUGAGUUAGCAAUGCCUCAGAAUGCUUCAAAAUUGAACUGAUGAGCUGUAGACAUUUGAAAAGUGUUUGGAGUAUUUCCAAAUGGCUGAGAUGCAUUGACUUCUUUUUUCUUAAAAAAAAGAAAAUAAUAAUAAUAAUAAAAAAGGGGGGGAGGGGGAUGGGGAGAGAUUUUUAGUCCCUCCAAUCCCCAUCAAAGUUCAGUGUAGCAUCCUCAGCUGGUUUUCGUUCAUCAAAGUGAUGCUGGAGGCAAUGCACUUCGGGUUCAUCUUUGUCCAUCAGUUAGUUGCAUGUUUUCCUCAGUGAACGAGGUCCUGGGAGACAGAAAGGUGACUCUAUCUAGUAACCAGCAGUUUCACUCCAUAGCAAACCCAGAGUCAACCUCGAGGUUACCAGCACUGUGAAGCUUUAGCCCCAGAGUCAGCCGUGGCUGUUGCUGCUGUGUGAGAGCGUUUCUCACAGCUGGGUAUGUUGGACUCAGUAUUUUCUUGUGAUUAUGACAAUCUUGGUGUGGUGUUUGUUUUGUUCGUGUCAGGUGACAUGGAGAAGUGUUGGUAUUAAAGACAUAUGCAAAUGUUUCACUGGACUGAUGUGAUAACAACUUUGUUCUUUUAUUCACAGAGGUUUCCAGAUGCAUUUCCACUCUACCUUUAGACAUAGGCAUUCUCAUCUAUACUCCCCUAAUCUCCCAUGUGCUAUCUUUGCAGGCAGAAACAGGCAUGUUCUUGCUGUCUCUCUCUAGAGCUGAUUAACUCUUGUAAAGUUCACAGGCUUUCUGUGUGUGGGGUUAGAGCACCUUAAAUAUAAGCAAUAAUACUGAACUGCUCUUACUUGCAUUAGGAGUUUUUGCUUUUCUUACCUUAAUCUGAGUUCAUUUCUUCCAACAUCCUGUGCUCUUGCUGUGGCUCCCCAUCCUGUUGGUGGCAAUUCCAGGAGACUUUGAAUAUUCUGCUUUCCUUGCAACAUGAUGCCCCCUGUCCCCAACACCUCCCACCCCACAGGAAGGCCAAGAUUCAAUUGGUGGGAAUGUGAGCAGCAGUUUUUUAAGAUGGGCCAUCAAAUGAUGGGAGCCAUUGGCGUGAGCCGGGCCUGCCCUCAGGUAUCUCAUGGUUCAGAGUGAUCCAAGAAGGAAAGAAGCUAGUAGGGCACUGUGGCUGAGCUUUCCAGAGUCCUUGGAACAAUUCAGUGCUCAGCCUUCAGCGACGCUGAACAGACCUAUCCGCUUUACCUCUUCCUGACACCCCCAGUUUGUAGGCUUUUCUUUUAAAAUGACCAUCAGCUUUCUUUCUCCAACCCCAGUUCUUCCUUCCUCUCUAUGGUAAAGCACAGUUCAGUUCUACCAAGGUAAUUUAAGGUGUUCAGAGUUAUUGACUGUCGUUUAAAUUUGCUUGAGAUACCAGCAGGUCUCACUUAGUUUCAGAUAUGCUCAAAACAUCAUACAGUUUUUUCUGCUUUUAUAGACUAAAUCUGUUACUACUACUAGGCUGCAAAUGACAUUUUCUAUCAUUUCAUUGACAUUUCUAGCCAAUCUAAGUGUUAAUACAAUUGCUUUGCUGAAAAAUGUUCUUUCAGCAAUUUUUAGACAUUAGGUGGUUCUUUAUUAACUAGUAUCGCCAAGUAAAAUCUUUGGCCGUGAUCUGUUCCUUGAAUUCAGUGGAGCAGAAGGAAGCUGUGCGUAGUCAGAAGCAAUACUGGUGUUUUCUUUUGACAGAGUAAGACCAUGGACUGCUUUCCUUUAGGCUUCAGUUUUGCCUCAGUCUGAGUUAGGAGCAUCCUUUACUCCCACGAGAGCACCGUGAAUUCAUGUGGACAGAGGAAUCCAUUUAGAUGGUUACAAGAGUAGGACUUUUGGAUGUAUAUAGCAUUUAUACUGUUCUGCUUGUCAAAACCUUGCUUCAGGCCCUGAUUGAUGAAUGGAGUGAUUCCAGGGAUGGGGUCUUUGCGAUACUGUAUUGACUGUUAGGGACGUUUCCCACUUUCCUUUAGAUUAAGUGUGGUGGAGCAGAGUUUCACAACCUGGUGAGUAACGAAAGUACAAAGAAAAAGAUUAGCAACACCCUGACAAUUUCUAAUGCUGGGCUUGUUCUACAUGAGGUUGGUGUCUGCAAGUGGCAAAAAGCAAUAAGAAACUUGUCAAGUCCAACUCAGCAAAUAAUUUAUAGCAACUUCAUAAAUGAAUUUUCUCUUUUACUUCCUCCAUGUGAAUUGCUGAGGAAAACUAUAAAAUGCCUCCAGUGUAUUUGCAAGGUCAUUUCUGCAUAUAAUCUCUGGUCUGGAGGGGUUUGGAAUGGCUUUGUUGUAAUUCAGACAAGUUAGUUUGUUCUGACUGCAUGUAGAAAUCAUUGGGAAAUUUCUACUCCCUACUCAAAGGCUGGAAUUUUCUCAUCAGUACAAUUAUUUAGUGCAAAUGUAUGUGAUUCAAAAUUGAGUAAGAGGAACCUUGGUCAGUGCCAGUGGGCAGAGCGCCUCUGGACAUGCACUGCUUUAGGACAGCCGACGUGCUGGCUUUCAAUUCACAAUUCACUUUCCAGGAAUGUUCUCUGACAGAUGCUUGAAAUUCCCUGCUUCUCCCAGUGUUCCCACCAGUUAAUAUAUUCAUUUUAGUAAUUACUGAGAGCAAACAUAAGAAUAUGAACCCAGACAAAAACAAAUUGGUAUUAAGGUGAAGCAGAUGGUGGAUAUUUUAUUUGCAAUGUUUGCACAGCUCUUAGAUCUGAUGCAAAAUCUCUCUGGAAUCAAAGGGUUGUAUAUGGCCUACAAUAUCUCAGUUCUUCCCAGCUGAAUCGUUAGCCUUUAGGACAGCAGAAGGCAUCUUUCCGUGCCGCGUAUAUCUUAGCCCUUUUCUUCUGCAGUAUGGCAUCGCACAAAUAUCAGUGUGUUUACUUUUCAACAUAAACUGCAUCUCAGUGUUACAUAUAUGGUGCCUCACAACACUAACUGUGUGAACCUGAAGGAAGAAGUGACCCCUGUUCUUCGCCCGUGAUGUUGUCUGCAAGUCUGGAUGAUUAUGAUCCCUGUUGAAAAAUCACAGCCAUUUUCCUAAAGUCUUUGGUGCAGUGGGUCUGAAACUGCUCUGCUGAUCCCAGGUAGCCUGUAAGCUGGGCUGGCAGGUCUACAGCUUGUCUACAGACACAUAUUGCCUUUAUAACAUUUUCAGUUGAAAGUGUGGUGGUGAGAACGUGCAUAAUAGUCACUGACAAAUUUUAAGGGUUGCCAGUGGUCUACAGCCACGAAAGUUUGGGAGUCUCCGUGUUCACACAUGAAAGCAAUUCCCAUCAUCCACUUCUGGGAAGGAGCCAUCUCAGAGCAGGGUUCACAGAAAAAGUACGACAGCACUGGGACUGGCUAGUGUUUCAAGCAAAAGUAACCUCUUGUUUCUCUUUGGUGCAAUGUCCCUAGGGAGGAGGGAUGGGGAUGGGAGCAGGGGAAGAGCUGUGACCUUUUAAAACCCAUAGUGCCUACCACUGAAAAUGGAUCGCUGUAUUGUAUUAUAUUAUACGUGACUACCAUGUAAAUAAAGUACAAUAAAUGUGGUGUUCAUUAGGUUUUUGAUACAAGUUGAAUGCAGUCUGCAGAAAUGUUUUUUUUCCCUGCUGUGUGUACUUAAAUCACAUUCCAGUCGUGGGGACAUUUGGGGUUAUGUGAGCUAGAACUGUGUAAGUGGCAUUAGAUGGGGGAAAAAUGCAAUAAGGAUAUUUUAAAACUCCUUUUGCCCUUUAUAGAUGAGACACAAGCACCAUCAGCCAGCCUACAGGGAGUGGGGGUGCUUACCUACACAGGAGGAGUGCAGCUCUUCAUUUGAAGUGGUUUAUGAGCGGAAGAGACAGCACUGUCCAACCUGUUCUUGGCCAUGCUUCAUUCACAAUGGAAGAAAAGCAACAUUUUAGUUUGGCUGAUUUCUCUUUGAUUAUUUUUCUGAUGCAUGUGUCGAUCAGGAGCAUAUGCUUUGCCUGUGUAACCUUGUUAUUCUCCACCCUUGAGAUCCCUCAGUAGCAGCUACAGCUGAGCAAACUGAGAGCUUAAAAAUCACGGCAGAUUGGCAAAGUUUUCCUGUCCCUAACUCAACCAGCCGGCCCCCCUGUGGCUCCGACAAACACUGAGGGGCUUUUUUCAGCUAAUAGGAAUAUUAGGAACUUACUUUGUUCCUUAACUCACUCCCUUCUUCAUUGUUGUGUUUCUCCAUAGCGUAAUAAUGGAGAACAACAUGCCAGUACAUAGCAAUGAGGCACAUCUGCCAUGUGCCCUCCAAACCCUGAUGCAUCUCAUAACUGGGCUGCUGGCUUGAUGGUGGAGGUUUCCUCCAGUCUUCAGAAGCUCAGGACUUCUCUGGGAGGUGUUUGAGGCUGGUGUGCAGAUAUAAUCUCCCAUCUGUAUGUGGGGGAUACUUCCACAUUGACCACCUUUUUGGAAAAACAAGACUGUCCCACUCUGUCACACCUGUGGCUCAAAACUCAUCCAUAGAGUUCUUUGGAGGGUCCGCCAAAUUGGAGGAGUAUCUAUCUGCCUCUGUACCAGACCAGUCAGUGAUGUUUGCCCUGAGUAUCGCUGUUGUUCUUUGUAAUCACCUGGGCAGAGCAUUUGUGGGUGUUUGUAUGUGCAGAAGGUCCUUCCUGCAUAGGACAUCUCCACAGAUGGCCCACAGCAGCAUGUGUGGGAUGUGGAUGAGCCCAGGUGCUUCUGCUCCUGCCUCAGGACGUAUGUUAAUCCUUUCCCACAGUGCCCAAGAAAAAGUGUUCCUCAAAAAGGUCUUUGAAGUGUGCUGGUUUGACUGGCGGUGAUUUUGCAGACUUUUAGCAGCACUUCCAAAGUAAACCAAAACCUGGUUGGGAAAAAGAAAUAUUUCACUGUACAAUUGAUUUAAAAAGGAAAAAAAAAAAGAGAAACCACAUGUUCGAUAUAUUUUGAGUACUGCAUUCUGUAUUUUUGCAGCUUAUAUUUUCCAGAUGAGCGGUUUAGAAAUAUGUGAUGUGAAAUACAUACUGUAAGUUUCCUGUAAAUGAUAUUAAAACCACUAUUUUCAUUCUU
Dromaius novaehollandiae (emu) is the source of this 11467-nucleotide messenger RNA. RefSeq names its product solute carrier organic anion transporter family member 3A1 (gene SLCO3A1). NCBI's taxonomy places the organism in Eukaryota, Metazoa, Chordata, Aves, Casuariiformes, Dromaiidae. The record is from RefSeq and is a predicted model, not a curated record. Gene Ontology annotation, biological process: sodium-independent organic anion transport; transmembrane transport; prostaglandin transport. The transcript has 10 exons. Gene Ontology annotation, molecular function: protein binding. Gene Ontology annotation, cellular component: plasma membrane. Bases 356 to 2473 code for a protein of 705 amino acids.